Molecule: messenger RNA, 411 nt
Organism: Mesitornis unicolor (brown roatelo)
Lineage: Eukaryota; Metazoa; Chordata; Aves; Mesitornithiformes; Mesitornithidae
Gene: AJAP1
Product: adherens junctions associated protein 1
Exons: 3
Cellular component (GO): adherens junction; cell-cell contact zone; cytoplasmic side of plasma membrane
Molecular function (GO): beta-catenin binding
Source: RefSeq, a predicted model, not a curated record
AGCACCGCCGAGCCGGCCGCCGGCCACAGCAGCGGCAAGGACGCUCGCCCGCCCCGCGGGCUGGGAGACAGCACAGGUCUGGCGGUCCAUCAGAUCAUCACGAUUACCGUGUCCCUCAUCAUGGUCAUCGCCGCUCUGAUAACGACGCUUGUCUUAAAAAAUUGCUGCGCGCAGAGCGGGCGCCCGCGCCGCAACAGCCACCAGCGCAAGCUGGAGCAGCAGGAGGAGAGCUGCCAAAACCUGACGGACUUCGCCCCCGCCCGCGUGCCCAGCGCCCUCGACAUCUUCACCGCCUACAACGAGACGCUGCAGUGCUCCCACGAGUGCGUCCGCACCCCCGUGCCCGUCUACGCGGAGGAGACCCUGCGCUCGCCCGGGGACUACAAAACCACCUUCAAUGGAAACAGGUGA